This is a messenger RNA of Quercus lobata, 2720 nucleotides long. RefSeq names its product exocyst complex component EXO70A1-like. The coding region runs from base 231 to 2150 and encodes 639 amino acids. The transcript has 2 exons. The record is from RefSeq and is a predicted model, not a curated record. NCBI's taxonomy places the organism in Eukaryota, Viridiplantae, Streptophyta, Magnoliopsida, Fagales, Fagaceae. Gene Ontology annotation, biological process: exocytosis. Gene Ontology annotation, molecular function: phosphatidylinositol-4,5-bisphosphate binding. Gene Ontology annotation, cellular component: exocyst.
ACACAACACAACACACAACAGUCUCUCCAAAAAUCCACACUCCAAGACAAAAACACAAACAGUCAGUCAGUCAAUCAGUCACACACCCACCCACACCCUCCUCAAUUUUUCCUAUCAUUCCAAAUCCUAUCUCUUUUUCUCUCUAAAUAUCUCCACCCCCACCAUAACCAAAAAUCAAAAACCCUCUCUUUUUACUAUUAAGAAGAUUUUUUUUUUUUUUUUUGGGGUUAAUGGAGCCACCGGAGGAUAAACGAACACCGUUGGAUGAAGCGGAGGGGAUAAUCCUGCGGUGGGACUCAACCGCAUCGGAGGAAGCCAGAGAGAAAAUGAUUUUCGAUUCUGAUCGGAACGAAGUUGAUCGUUACUUACAAGCCGUCGAUGAAAUCCAACGGUCGCUAUCUUCCACCACCAUCAACAGCGAAAGCAGCAGCAACAGCGACGAAAGCGGUUUGAACUCGACGAUUCGGAUCGCCAUGGCUCGGCUGGAGGACGAGUUUCGGAAUAUUCUGCUGAGUCACACUGCUCCUCUUGAAGCCGAGUCGAUGUCGUUCAGCUCCGAUCCCAGCUCGUCGACUCACUCUCACGGCCAAAUCGACGAUCAUGAGGACGAGGGCGAGCACGACCAGGGUUUGAAAUUGGAUUUGAAUAUGAGCUUGAAGCUCGCUGAGCAGCGGGAGGAGCGUGAGGAAGGUGAAGGAGAAGGUGGAGAUUCGGUUGCUGAUGGUGCUGGUAGCAGUAGAUCGAGUUACCGAACUACUAGCAGUAUCCGCGAGAUCGAUUUGGUGCCGUCGGAUGCGAUCUACGAUCUGCGGAGCAUCGCGGAGAGGAUGAUCGCCGCCGGUUACUUGCGGGAGUGUAUUCAAGUGUACGGCAGCGUCCGGAAAUCGGCGGUGGACGCGAGUUUCCGGCGGCUCGGGAUCGAGAAGCUGAGCAUCGGCGAUGUGCAGAGGCUGGAGUGGGAUCAGCUCGAAGCGAAGAUCCGACGGUGGAUUCGGGCCGCGAAGGUUUGCGUUAGGGUUUUGUUCGCGAGCGAGAAGAAGCUCUGCGAGCAAAUUUUCGAGAAUUUGGGAACCGAUAUUGACGAUGCGUGCUUCGUCGAGACCGUGAAAGGUCCGGCGAUUCAGCUGUUCAAUCUCUUCGAAGCGAUCAGUAUCAGCCGCCGAUCGCCGGAGAAGCUGUUCAAGAUUCUGGACUUACACGAUGCUUUGAUGGUUUUGAUUCCAGACAUCGAUGUAGUUUUCGAAGCGAAAACUGCCGAGUCGAUUCGGAUUCAAGCGGCGGAGAUUCUGUCUCGUCUCGCCGAGGCGGCGAGGGGGAUCUUAUCGGAGUUCGAAAACGCGGUUCUUCGCGAGCCGUCUAGGGUUCCGGUGCCCGGCGGGACGAUACACCCUCUGACGAGGUAUGUGAUGAAUUAUAUAAGUUUGAUUUCGGAUUAUAAGCAAACAUUGAUCGAGCUUAUCGUGUCGAAACCGUCGUCCGGAACCCGAUACGGGAGUGAUCCGACGACUCCUGAUAUGGAGUUUGCUGAUGAGUUGGAAGGGAAGACUCCUUUGGCAUUGCAUUUGAUUUGGGUGAUUGUGAUUUUGCAAUUCAAUUUAGAAGGAAAGUCUAAGCAUUACAAAGAUACUUCAUUGGCACAUUUGUUUAUGAUGAACAAUGUGCAUUACAUUGUGCAAAAGGUGAAAGGGUCACCUGAGUUGAGAGAAAUGAUUGGGGAUGAUUAUCUGAAGAAGCUAACUGGGAAGUUUAGGCAGGCCGCGACAAAUUAUCAGAGGGCGACUUGGGUUAGGGUGUUGUAUUGCUUGAGAGAUGAAGGGUUACAUGUGAGUGGGAGUUUUUCAUCUGGGGUGUCGAAAAGUGCAUUGAGAGAGAGGUUUAAGUCGUUUAACGCCAUGUUCGAGGAUGUUCAUAGGAAUCAGGCGCAGUGGUUGGUGCCUGAUGCUCAGCUUAGGGAGGAGCUGAGGAUAUCUAUAUCGGAGAAGUUACUCCCGGCUUAUAGGUCGUUUCUGGGGCGGUUCAGGACCCAUAUUGAGAGUGGAAAGCACCCGGAGAAUUACAUCAAGUACUCGGUUGAUGAUUUGGAGACUGCUGUGUUGGAUUUCUUUGAGGGGUACCCUGUAUCCCAGCACAUAAGGAGGAGAUCUAGCUAAUGGAUUGAAGUGAAGUGGGAAGUGACCGAGUUUUGGGAAAUUAGAAACUAGGAAGAAUUCUUUUAAUUUUUUGUGGAGUGUUUGGGUGAUGUGGUGCUGGUCAAUCUGGGAUUUCCGGAGCCUCUGAUUUGUGAAAGAAGUUCUGCAUUGGAUAUUCGUUGGGAAGAUCAGUUGUAGCUCUCCAGGAUUGCGCAAAAGUCCCUUCAGCCUGAAUGCUUCUGCACUAUGCAUAUAUGGGAAACGGAAUCUUAGAUCAACAUGCGUUGAAGUGGCCGUUUCCUUUUCAAGCUUCGAAUGACUUCUGUACCAUGUUAUGUUUCUGGCCUUGAUGAGAACAAAUUGGAAAUUGGAUAAUCUCAUAGAAAACCUAGUGGAGAAUUGCUUAAUAUGUGUAAAGGGCAAAACCCAUGUAUAUAGAUUCAAUUAUUCAAAUAUGGCAAAAUCCAUGUAAUUUUGCCGUUAAACCCCGCAACUGUAUGUCCAUUGUUGUUUGCUCAAUCCUCCCACAUCUCCUUUUGAGCUGCAUCACCUAUAAGAUAUAUUAAUGGACUUUUAAGUUUGAGUUCUGCA